Messenger RNA from Peronospora belbahrii, 1314 nucleotides. The record is from the annotation of a GenBank genome assembly. Lineage: Eukaryota; Oomycota; Peronosporomycetes; Peronosporales; Peronosporaceae.
AUGUUCACGGUAGCUGCUGAUAGUCGCGCCCAGCGUGCGCUAUUGACGGGCAGUUUUCUGCUCUUUUCUUCAACUGUAGCGUUUCUAUUUUUAAAGCGAAAGCACCACCGUCAGUUUCUAUGGCGUCAGCGUUUGACCUACAAGAAACUGUCGAAAUCAUCCGAUCUUGGAGCGUCAUUCGGCUUGGAUAUUGGUGGAACGCUGGCCAAAAUUGUGUAUUUUGAACGUCAUGAGACUGGAAAUGACAAGCGCAAACGGCCACGUUCACCAUCGCUGGAUGUAGCAGCUGGAGAAAUGAAUAAUUUCUUACGUGAGCAUCAGUCAUUUGGUAGUACGGGAGUGCAGGACGUGCGACUGAGAACUUACUCGAAGACGCUGAAUGGGGUUUUUUACUUUGUACGCUUUGACAGCAACAGAACACGAGAAGCAGUUGAGUUUAUUGCAAAAAAUGGGAUCAAUCAAUCACUGAGGAUUUUACCUUGUACGGGUGGUGGUGCUCAUAAGUAUGGACCUGCUUUUAAUGAGAUUGCUGGGAUUGAACUGGAGAAAUAUGAUGAGAUCAAUUGCACCAUUUUAGGGCUGCAUCUUUUACUCACAACAUUAUCGGAUGAGAUGUAUACUUUUGAGGUUGUUGAUUUCGACUUGCUAGCGGCUUCACGACCGAAAACAAUCCCAUUGGAUGCAAAUGAAAGUGUUUAUCCGUAUCUGCUUGUUAGUAUUGGCUCCGGUGUUAGUGUUCUGUAUGUAAAGGGUUCUGAAGAUUAUGAACGUGUAAGCGGAAGCAGUAUUGGUGGGGGCACCUAUUGGGGUCUUUGUCGUCUGCUAACUCAUUGCGAGUCGUAUGAUGAAGCGUUGGAUUUGUGUGUUCACGGCUCUAGCGAAUCAGUUGACAUGAGUGUGGGAGAUAUCUAUGGUGGAGCGUAUGACAAGUUUAAGUUGCCGGCGUCGACAGUUGCCAGCAGCUUUGGCAAAAUGAUCUCGGUAUGUCGAGAAAGUGUGAGUGAUGCUGAUCUUGCUCGAUCACUGUUAGUUAUGGUCACCCAAAAUAUUGGUCAGGUAGCCUUCCUGAACGCCACCUUGUACAAGACGAAAAACAUUUUCUUUGUUGGCAACUUCCUUCGGCACAACAAAAUUUCAGCAAGGACACUGGCGUAUGCAAUUAAUUUCUGGUCUAACGGGGCAAUGGAAGCGCGUUUUUGCAAGCACGAAGGUUACCUUGGGGCUCUUGGGGCAUUUCUACGGCACGCUGAAGUAACUAACGCUCACGGUGAAGAGUUUGUGUCAGCGUCACGAGGGUCACGUCCGUUGUCCUAA